AUGCUGCACCAUCAUAUGGUCGUGAGAGAAUUGGAGCAAUUCUUUGGAACUGAUGAUCCGUCACAAGGUAUUACUGAUACAGCUGAAUUUACUACUAAUGAUCGCUCUGAUAGCCUCUGUCAAGAUAGUAAAUGAACUCAAGAUAGUUUUUUCUAUUCCAGACUUAACUGAAAUGUUAACAUCCACACUAGUGAAGGAUUGUAUGGAAAUUUUACCAUGCCAUGGGCUAAGCCAAGCAACCAAGCAAAACUAUUAAGUCAUUAAGAGAAACAUGUGACCCAGUUAUGCAUGCGAACUAGCUUCUGUCAAGCGUAUCAGGAAAAUUAAAGUUGGUCAAGAAUAAAGGUGGACAACUAAAACGCUAAAACUGGAUGGCUGGAAAACGUUUUUUUUUUGUCUACUUUGACAAAGUAACUUCAAUCGUCUUUUCAAUCGAAUUAAAGGACGCUAUUUGGAUUGAGUAAAACAUAAAAAUAGCCACGUUGCCCUAAAAAUGUUUAAAAGAAGGUAUAAUACCAGAGUACUGACACAAAAGAAGGCACGGAUGGACAAAGUUCAUGAGUUUUUAAAUUAAUUGGUUUUUGUAACCUUUAUAGCUAACAAAUAUUCGAUUCAGUUUUGUUGCAUGUAACAAUUGGUACAUUUGAUGCCAGGGAGGCUUUGUUUGACACGAACUUUUGACAAUGACUUAUAGUCUCUUUAAAUAGUUUACGAUGUCGAGGGGCAGUAUGGGCACAGUAAUGCUGACUCUAUAAGAAGGGUGGACUUAGGGGUGGGCCCAGUGGGCCCCGGGACCCCCCUUUUAUCCAGGAAUUGUUUUCUUUUGUAAACUUGUGUCGGAUGGUACUUCGAGCUUUGUUACUUAAAUAUAUUUUCUUUAAUGAACAUUGUUAAUAAGAAAAUUUAUCGAACGAUGUCUUUGCCGGGAGGUUUUGCUCUCGCCGCAAUCGGCUAAUCGGCCCCUUGCGAGCAUCAUAAAGUGUUUUAAAAUUACUUCUUUGACCACAGCCACACCCGUGCUUUAUUAAAUAUUUCUGCAUUACAUGUUCAAUAUCGAUCCAGCCAUUUGCUAAAUUUAAGCGUCCAGAAUGUACUAGAUUGCAUCUCAGAGAACUUCAAUCUCAAAAAUUUUCCCGAAGGAGCACGCACCGUUCGCAGGCCUGAUGGGCGCUAUCGCGCCCAUAUUGGCACUGUAUACUACAGUCAACUCUUUCUAAGUCCGACACCUUUAGGGCCGGUACUAAGUGUCCGUCUAAGAGAGAUGUCCGUCUUAUAGAGAGUCAAAUAAAGGGAGUAAAGAAAGGCAGGGACCAACUCUAGGUGUCCGUUUUACAGAGGUGUCCGUCUUAUAGAGGUGUCCGUUAAGAGAGAGUCGACUGUAUAUCUCUAGGCCUCCUCUUUCACAAAAUCCUCCAUCCGCCCCUGUAUGAGAUCAUCGUAUAACGUCAGUUCACUAGUUUUUGAAGGAAAUUGUAUUUUCUCGUUUUGUUCAUCCCAUUAGUCCCUGAGUACGACAUAACCGAGCCCUUUGAAACAGAUCAUCGACACAGGAGGAACCUUAAUGGCGACGAUCAGAAAACGAAGUUCUACAAGCUCAAGGCAUUUGGUGAAGAGCUCCCCCUUGAACUGUCUUUGAACAAGAAUCUCAUGGCAUCUGAUUUGAAGGUGGAAGUUAUGGGUAGCAAUGGAGCUUCUGUGUUUCAACCAGCUCCUAGAAACUCAUUUUAUCUAGGAAAGGUCUCCUCCGACCCUGACUCCAUGGUAGCUGUAAGCGACGCUGGAGGGCUGGUGAGGACCUAUUUUCCUUUUUUCACCUCUGGUCUUUGCUUAUUUUCCUGCAUCCAUCAUUAAAUUUCAAGCACUUUAUGGCUUUAACGAGAACAAAAGCAGAAAUGAGAAUUAAUAAUUAAGCUCACGAACGUUGACAUAUUUUUUGUCUGAAUGAGCACAUUUAGAAUUUCAAUCAAUUGUGGUUUUGCAAGUACACAAAGUGCGUCAAUAUUCGAGUGAAAUACUUUGAAUGAAGGGCAAGGUAUUACUUUAAGCACCCUGCAAUUAGAUUUUAGUCCCUAGAAUAUAAUUAUUUAUGGGUUGGUUAACUGCAGUUUGAUAGGGCGAGGGACCAUCAUUAACAUCAUCAGUAGAUCCUGUUGCUGUUUGGAAGACUUAUCUCUCAAAGAAAGAGAGAGGGCAAUUCCGUUACUAACGUAUAAGCAUUUGAAUGAACCAUCCCAUUAUUGGCCCUCUCAGUAUCCUUUGUUUUACAUUGCAAAACUCACCUGGAUAGGCUACCAUGCGUAUCCAGGGAGAACCUGAAUCAUAGAGACUGCAGUGCAAAAUUGAAAAAUGAAUACUAAAAUUGACAAAGUAAGCUGAAAAAUCGUUCGAAAGGUGUAUUGUAUAUUUAACUGUGAGAAGCUGGUAGCUGCCGUAUUGUAAUUUCAUUGUUACUUUUACUUUUUUAGAACGGGAUGGUCAAACGGCCCGAUGAACUACUAUUUAUUCAGCCACUACCCUCCCACCUUGCGAAACACGUCAAGAAAGCAGCAAUGAGAAGGCCUCACAUUAUUGUAAAAAAGCGUUCUGAAACAAUCACUUCUCUGGGUGAGUUUGUUUUGUUUUGUCGUGUUGAUUAACUUCAAGCCAAAGGUAACGACGUACAGUUACUUUUGCUCAUUGAGUUGAGACUCUCUGUAUGUCAGGAUGCUUAACCGGUAAUCACUCGUUUCUUGACCCAUUGCAUAAAACUUACUGUCGAAUAGGCCCAGUCAUAAAUGAAUCGUAAGUUAAAAAAAACUGAGAUGUCUUACCUCUCUAAUGUAAAUAAGAAUGACAGCAAUUUUCAGCCUCGACUCGAAUAUUUUUCUUUUCCACUAUUUAUUAACGUUUUCUGUCUAGCCAAACAAAUUUCAGAAAAACGAACCUACCGGUCCACUGAAAGGAGAGACAAAAUUUUGGAAGUUGCCAUGGUAACGGAUGAAAUCACAUCAUUGGCAUAUCCUGAGUACAACGACACCGCAACAGUUAUGCUUAUCAUUGGAAAUAUUGUGAGCACUCAUUUUCCUUUUUGGAUGGCAUUUUUUUGACAUACAUUGUGGUAGUAAUUUACUUGGAGUUUUUUUCAUUGUGAAUCUGAGAUGGGUAAAUGGAGCUACAGUUAGUUCACCAGUUCGAACCUUUUGCAUUUAAAGCGACUGUCUGCAUACUCUUUCCUACUAUGAUCAUUACCAUUUGCCACGCGUCUUUUGUAUUAUUUUAAUGUCUUUACUCUUUUUAGGUUGCCGGUAUUUUCCAAGACCCAAGUGUCGGAGAAAUCAAAAUCACUUACGUCGUAAAACGUAUUACCGUUCUGAAUUCAGUGCAAGUGAGUACACGUUUUGGUCCUAUUUCAACGGGUCUAUACAGCCCACAGCAUAAAUUUUGCCUAACAGACACCAAAAUCCUGCGUCUUUCUUAAAGCAAAGGGACUCGCUUACCGAAUUGUCAUGUAUGCUAAUCAUUCCAAUAUUAUUACUUAGGUUGGGCUGACUUCUCUUAACACGUAUCAAAUACUGGAAAAACUUAAGAACUGGGCAGCCAACAACUCCCAAUCAGAUAAUGUCGAUGUCACUUCGUAUGUUUCCAGGUGAGUUUCUUUUAUACACGGUAGGUUGGGCCCAGACAGCCCGUCAAACGUUAGUUUACAGACAUCGCCCCUUUCUUUCCAGAGAUCAAGAGUUGAAACAACUCCAUCUAAAUGACGUCUAAGAAAUGUUCAAGAAACGUUUUCCGUUCAAGCUCUUAAUAAGUUUUAUACGAGUAUGAUCCAUCCAGCUUGACCUUAUAUCUAUCCAUACGCACCCUGCUAGAUUCGCGUUUAGUGAACUGAAAUUCUCCGUUGUCUUGCACUGACAUUUCGUAUUUUACGUUUCAUUUGUUCAACGAUGAAUUUCACGUUCAAUUCGCUGUGUUGCUGAGUUUGGUUUUGUGCUUUCCCUGGCUUGAAGACUGUCCUCACUUUCUCUUUCCUCGCUGCUAUCGGAGGAGGCUGUUGACUCACUUAAAGCCACAUUUGGGGAACUUUCGUUCGAUAAAUCCGUGAAUUUUUCCAUGUGUUCCGCCACGGUGUCAAAGAUUUCAGUUUCCAAACGCGUUACUGAAGCAUACGCAUGUAUAAGUUGGCAUGUUCAUUAGCUCUGCAUUCUCUAACUGUUUAUUGCCAAUAAGGCGUGACAAAUAUAAUAUUCCGCGAAAAACUGCUUAUAAUGUAAAUAACUCAAAACGGGGAAGGCUUGAAUCUAAGGCUUUGUAUGGGAGAUGGAGGCUCAAAUAUUCGGCUUCUGACCGAUUGAAGUCGUGGCAACUUAAGAAAUUUUAAAUCUCCCGCUAACAGAGAUCUAAAACUCAUCCCUGGGAUGCAUUUCAUUUUAAUAAUUUAAGUUUCCUGUUUUAAUUUAAAAAAAAAAAAAACUUUUUCGGUUUAUUAAUCCUCAUUAAUUUUAUUGAUCGAUUAACCUUUUGGGCAUUUGUUUUUCUUUCUUAUAGAUUGACUGGGGCUGGUGGUGAGUACUGUCAGAUAAGAGUUGUCAUGAGAUGAACGUAGAAAUGGCCAAAAUUCAGAAAAUUAAAAAUUUUACCAAUUUUUACCUUACAUUUACUCCGAAACAGGUCUAGCUGAUCUCGGGGCAAUGUGCAAAUCGUCUCAAGGAGCAUUCAACAUAAACAACGAGCUGGGGCUACAGUCUGCUGGAACAAUCGCUCACGAGAUUGGUCACAAGUAGGUCAACAAUACCCUAAAGAAAUAACUAUAGAUAAUUCUUAAAUGCUAACUUUAAGAAUGUCGUAAAUCCCGAAGAGGUCUUGCUCAGAUCAGUUGAUCAAAAUGGAGGCCCUGCCAGGGUAAAUUCCGACAAGCGACAUGGCCCAGAACGAAGCGACAGCGCGUAAGAUGAAAUCGCGACAAGAGACAACCUCCUCACAACCUCGUCCCCAGGGCUUUCCCUUCACCCAAUUUUUAAGGGAAAAGCCCUGGGGACGAGGUUGCCUCACAAGCAUUUAUAAACACCGAGACGAGACGUUUUAAAAUUCAGACGGCCGAAAUGGACUCUUCCCCCCCCCGGCAGGGCCUCAAAAUUUAUCCCUCUUCUUUUGUUUUUGAAGUUUUGGUCUUGCCCAUGAUGGUGACAACAACCCGUGUCCUGCAGGGGCGUAUAUUAUGUCGGCAGUCCUCCCUGGAGGUGUUGAUGCAUUAAAAUGGUCGACUUGUAGUAAAGAGAAACUUCAAGAAUUUCUCAGGUAUUGACUUCAUAAUGUUCUGUGAUAACUUACAAACAAUGAAAGUGCGCUGCUAAAAGAUCUGGCAUGUGUAAUCUAAUCCACUACUCCUUGACGGACUUUGCGUUUUGAGUGGAAAUUUUUUUAAAUGCUUAAGUUUCACGUUUAAAUUUUCCAGUGCAGUCUUGAUAUAAAAGCAAGAGUUUCUAUUUCUAUAUUAUUAUAUUUUUGUUUGUUUUAAAAAUCACUUUAUUCACGUAGACCAUAACACACCUUAUUUAACCUCUCCCCCAACAACAAAAAAAAAAGAAAUGGUGUAACCAUGUUUUCCAAUUUCUCUUGGAUAUUACAGCCGUCCCAAGAGAAAUUGAGGACAAUGGUUAUAUAAAUUUGUUGGUGAAUAAACAAGGUGUAUAGACCAGCCAUCCCGCAUUCCUGAAAACAAAGACAUCAAGUCGAGGCUCGGGUAGACAAAACACGGUGAUUUGUAUGAAACUGUCCACCCAAGCCUCGACCUCGUUCAUUUUGUUUGUGUUUGCUCACAGGAACAGAAUGCGGGAAAGGUCUAUUAUGAGCAAUGUGAAAAUGGUGAAUGCAAAAGGAUUUUGGAGGAUUUUAUAAUGAUGAAAAAAAAAUGUAAAAAUAUAGAACUAUUCACAUUUUAUUAUUAUAUUCUUUUUUAUGUAUAUUUAGUGGCAGCGGCUCUAAUUGUUUGGAUAACGAACCACCAGGAGAUAUACCAAUUCCUCCCCUUGAUGUAGACUUAUCGCGCAUGCCUGGAGAAAUCUGGGAUGGAGACAAACAAUGUAAAACUCAUUAUGGUGAAAAUCACUGGCAAUGCCCCCAACUACGGGUGAGCGUUUUGAUAUUCUUAUCGGUAGCAAAACUAGAUAUGCAAAAGGAAAGGAAAGGAAGAAAAACAUCAAGCAAGGAGUAGAUUCGUUCACAAAAAUGAUGCACACGCGCUUAAAAUAACGUACUCUUGGCAGGAAAAUUUGUUCCCAAUGUCUCAUUUUAGCCACUUCCAUGCUGAUUAGCCGAAAAUAUCUUGGAUUUACGCGCCCCAUUUCUAGACAUGUGCUUCUUUAUAGGAGAGACCGUAAGUGGAAGUUUUAUCCUCCUUUUUCUAAACUGCCCACACUUUCAUGUCUGUCUAUACUCUUGGUGUGUUAUUAUCGUAUCAAGUCAUCUAUUCCGGGCGGCUAAAGAUAUAAAGAUCACGGCAGUGGUAAUGUUGGAUUUAAGCAGCCAAUGCUUUUGACAGCAUUAAUCACGGCAUUUUACUGGAGGAGCUCAAACGGACUGAUGUCACUGCCUCUGCUCUUAACUGGUUUACUAGUUAUUUGUCCAACAGACAACGACGUGUGCGUAUUAGUAACAAACGGUCAUGUCCAUUAAGUGCUAUGCGUGGAGCGCUGCAGGGCUCCUUCCUUGGCCUACUGUUGUUCAAUUUGUACAUAUUAAAUGGUCUCCCGCCUGUCAGCACCGCCAGCAGAAUCUAGUCUUACGUGGAGGAUUCUAUGCUCUACUAAGCAUUCUCUAGCAAAGAAAACGUGAUCUACAAAGAGUAGGCCUCAUGGUGCUUCGCUAACCGUAUGUUGAGAAAUCCGGAUGAAAUCCUAGGUAAAGACCUUGUCCCGGUAGAUGCAGUUUAAGACCUGGGUGUGUUAAUCGAUAAGCACCUUUUCGUUUAACGACCAUACAAGUGCCUUAGUUCCAGACCUUUUUGGAAAAUUUUGUGCGAUCAGUAGAAUUCGCCACCUGUUGGACUUCCCCUCCUUAAUUUGUACGGUGAAUGCGUUUGUUUUCAGCAAAUUAUUCUGUUGUUCUUCAGUUUGGGCAGGGACAAGUAAGGAAAAUGUUGCCAGUCUUCAAUUAGCUCUAAGCCUUGCAGCCAGAAUUUUAUCUGGUAAAAGGAAAUUUGAGCACAUAACUCCCACACUUAAACAACUUAAAUUCUUGCCAGUGUAAGUUCUUCUUAAUUUCAGGGAUGCUUUCUUAUUGUUUAAAUCCACCAAUGGCCUUGCUCCAACAUACCUACAGCAAUUAGUUGUCAAGAGAUCUGACAUUUACAACAGACAUACAUAUAACACUGUCAAGCUCCAAGUUGCUAAAUGCCGUACCGACCUUGCUCAGAACUCUUCUAUGUAUAGAUUCACUACCCUCUGGAACUCGAUGCCUACCAACAUUGAUUUCGUAACUCGCCACCCCUUUCCCAGUUUAAAUCGUCGCUAAAACAUUUUUUUAUUGGAAAAGUGGCUCGAGGCUGAAUAUGUUUUUAUUCUUUUAUAGCUGGAUAUUUUUUAUUUCUUAUCUACUGUAAAACAAUAUGGUAAAAUUUUUAUACCUUAUCGUAAUUUUAAUAGUCUUAUUGUAAUUUUUAUACAAUUGUAAAUUAAUUCUGAAAACCCUUUCGUUGGAGAAUCAGUAAAGUCAUUUGUAUUUGUAUUUGCAUUUAGGAUUGACCUAUGACCUAAAUGGAAAUCACCUUUUGCAAUUGUGCCCCAGCUAAAACUUACUUGUUUUUUAAUACCUCAGCAGAACUGUGGACAAUUGUUCUGUACAUCAGAUGGCUGGUCAUGUUUGUCUAAAAACGCGCCUCCAGCUGAUGGUACAACUUGUGGGCCUAGGAACGUGAGUGAUAUUUCCAAUCAAACCUAACAAAUGAUAGCACUUGGCAUUAAUUUUAUUCCUAAUUUUUAUAGAAUCUGACCAUUGAACGACUAAAGCCUUUAAAAACGAUUAUUGUAAGAAAAAAUGAAGUUUAUUGGGCUGGUCAUGAUGACAUCUUUUUAAUUCGUUUUCUUGGUCAUAACCUGGCGGCACAACUAUAAAUUAAAAAAUGUGUUCCUCAGAGCCUCAAAACUCGCUUACUUCCUUCCUCACGUCUUUCAAUUUCAAACAGUCAACAACUACCCUUCAUUUUACUCCACCCACCCGUUAAGCUCCGACGUAGAUUUCAAAGUGCGUAGAAAAUCACCCAUAUCUUCUUGCCUAGAAAAUUCACUUUUGGCAGAUCUACCAAUUUUCGUUAACGAACCCUACCACGAGUAUCCUGGUAGCCUCUUUUAACCCCGUCUGACACAACCAGAGAUUCCUGGCCUAGGUUCUUAUUAGCAUAACUAGCGAAAUGAAACAAAAGUUUCAAAUAUUAACCUGCAGAAGGUCAGCUUUCAUUACAAUUGCAACCAUAUUGCAGAUUCGAGAUAAUUUCAACUGUAGCUUUAACACAGAUUUUCACGCGUUAGCAUUAACCAUGAUGAAAUCUUGAUCACUGUACUGUUUUUUCUGUAUUGUAGAGCAGUUUAAAUUUUGAGAAUCGUGAUCGUGAUGUCCUUUCAUUAAGUUGAUACUUUCUUCCUUGCGCUGACUGAAAAAAAAAAAAGAAAUUCGAUGUGACUGUUUUGAUAGACAGAUGACUCACAGUCAAAAACUUACUUUUAAAAUUUUCUAAGAAAAGGAAAUUAUUUGUUUAAAGGCAUACUGAAUGUGGUCUCAGUAGUUUAUUCCCAGCUUAAUUCCAUUCCACGGUUGUCGCCCAUUUUAUUUCAGUGGUGCAUUAAAGGAGAGUGCGUUGAUAAUGGCAGAGCACCAAUUGACGGAGGCUGGAGCAAAUGGUCAGACUUCUCUUCGUGUAGUCGCACCUGUGGGGGAGGUGUACAGCACAGAACAAGAGCAUGCACUAAUCCAUCGUGAGUGGCACAAGACGACGACGGCAAUGAAAACGUCGUUAAAAAUAUAUCUUCGUCCUUUCAAACUUUCCAGAAAUAUACUAAAAUUGUGAUGUACGUGCAGAGCUGUGGUUUUGCCCAUGAAACCAAUUGUUUUAAGAGGCUGUCUUUGUCUUCUUUGUGGUUGCUUAGAAGGACGAAAACAACGUUUUGGGGAGACUAUGGGCGCUUUCCAUUUAGUCAAAAUUUCCGGAAUUUCCGGUUCGGCGGUAAAUGGAACACGUUUCGUCGGUUCGUCCCACUGGAAAAUUCCCAGAAAAAGUGGAAAAUCUAAAAAGGUGGUCCCGUUUUCCCGGUUGGAAUUUCCGAACGGAAUGUCGUGUUCCAUUGACGUUUCUUGUAGUUUGUACCAGUUCCAGGUCCACGGUCGGGCACCCGGCCACGUACCGGGGUUUACGACCAAAUGGAACAACUUUUUACCAAUCGGAAAUUCCACUUUUGCUACCACCGAAAUUUCCGGGUUUUUUUCGUAAAUGGAAAGCGCCCUAUAUCAAUAAUAGCGAUCAUUGUGAAAGCACUACUUCUGGGAUAGUAUUCUACAGUAGACUCUAGUUUGAUCGAUACAAUGGCUACAAAUAGGUCACUACGAUCCUUUUUUUUUUCAACUCAUCAAAGCGUCAUCACUCUUAAAACGCAUGUGUUUUCCUAGUAAAGUUUAUGAGCACGCUCCAACAGGUAUCAAAACAAAACUUUUCAAACUGUUGUUUUUAUUUUCUGAACUUGGCUGUCUGUCUAUAAAUAUCGUUUCUGUUAUGUUUGUUUUCUCAGUCCACAAAACGGGGGCAUGGACUGCGUGGGAUCAGAACUGGGAGAAUGGCGAACUUGCAACUUUAUGGUAUGACUAUGAUAAAUUUGUCUCAAAUGAUGCACAUCUGAAAUUCCUACAGUGCAUAACAUAACGUCGGAACGAAAAUUUGUACAAAACAAGCUUCGAGAGAUUUUUUGGGUUCCAUUUUCUAAGACUUGUAUGAAUUUCAUUAAGACCGGCGACUAAGGGCAGCUCAGUAUAAAUAACCCAGACAAUUUUGGGGAAAGGCGUCAUAGGCAAAGUUUACAGGACUAUUAACUUACGGUGUACGUACUCUUACUUAGCCAUUUUCAGAUGCAUUUGAAUUACCUGCAGCAAAUAUAAUAUAUGUACUAGGGUCAGGAGCAGGAGAUCCAAGAGAGUUCUAGAACUGCUUUACAAGGAGUAAGAGCCUAAGGGUCUCGCCAGAACUACUCACCUGCCGACUAUACCUUUGAAAGCACCCCUGUAUCGCGAAUAUACCUCUGAGCGAAUAAACCUUCUAAUAUAUCUUUGAAUUACCUUUAAAUAGCGGGUCCCAAUAAGCUACCCCUAGUCUCCGAGAAUGGCUGGUUGGUGACACGACGCUAGACAAAUUCUUACAAUUAAUUAGCCUCCUAUCAAAGAUGGAAGGAUAAUACUACACCUGAUGCCAUGCAUGAAACCAGAUUAAGCUUUGGUCAUGGAAUCCGACCAUUAAUCCUUUUCCUUUUUCCUGAACUAAGUGUCUUUACCUUGUGUGCUUCACCAAUCGUUUCAGUACAAGCUGGUUUUAUCUUUAGUUAGCAGGCAUAAACUAUAAACAGUUGCCUAUGAAAUGUUCCUACCAUUUAAAUCCUCAUUAGUAAACCUGAAGCUUGUUUCAUGUUUUUUCUUAGCACUGUACAAACACGUCCAUUUCUUACAGACAGAAACAGUGCAUGGAGAGAAAUGAAAAUUAUGUACCCUAUUACCUACAAUCAGGUAAUUAACUGAUGAAGUCAAGUCAAAUGGUGCCGUGGUGUAUACGCUCAUGUAUAAACCACCUUCCUGCAGACAGAUUUGUUGGACGUGACGUGAACUGCUAAGUUGGUGAUCAAGAACUAAAGUCUUUCUCUCCUCCGAAAACACUACCUCCAUUUAAACAGAAAAAACUUGUUGACUAAAAACUACCAACAUGACGGCUUUUAGUCUAGUCCCCGGGCGUUCUCUUUUGCCUUGUUGUCGGCUCAUAAGUUUGGCAAAAGGUAGUCGAGAGAACGCGUUUCGGGGGAUCCUCUCUUGGUAACGUCACAGCUCACGGUAGAAUCCAGGUUUGGCUGAGCCGACAAAGCGUAGGGACUUAGCUGGGCCACCUUGUCACGUGGCUGCAGACAAAGAAUAACUUAUAUUUCACUUUUAACUGUUCGUGGAAAAUAAGAAGUUAGACGUAUUAUUCACGUAAAGAAGUUAGUAAGAUAAAAGCAAGCAUAUAUAGUACCAAUCCAAAAACGUCCUCGGAUUACCAGUACGUCAAAAGUCGUGGUAUUUAAACUGCUGAUAAAAAAAAAUCAAUCUGUUAUGUAUUAUUUUUCUAUUCAUGUCUAGACCUAUGCGGCCUUUGGUGUCGAAUCGAUUAUACAGUGCGGAAGUUCGGUAAUGUAAUAGACGGCACCGGAGCAACAGCAUCUACAAAUAACUUCGAUAUAUGCAUCCAAGGAAGACAAGAGGUCAGUGCAUGUUUCUUAAUACGUUUUAUUACGUAGUGUUUCUCUGGAAAUGUCAAUUUCCCACCUGCAGAUUUAUUUAUUCUAUAAUAUUUUGAUACUUCGUCUUUAUCAACCUCACUUAAUGCCGUCAGCAAUAUAUGACUUUUAUUUAGGGCAGUAUUUUUACGACAUAAUUAUGAUAUUUACCCUCUAAGGUACACGCCUCCUAAGAAAUUAUUACCGUCCCCAAACGUUCCCCAAAACAGCUUCAUUUAUCUCAAAUUCAACUUCAAUGUCUUACACUUUAUUUUGAAACUCUCCCUUGCUACAGCAGCCCAAGUUUUCGGUCCAGACUAGACAAUAGUAGUAUAGUAUGGUCCCAAUUAACCCCAUUUGUGCAGAAAUAUGAUUUAAUACAUUAAUACAUAAGCGCCGAUGACGUCAUACCGGUGAUAAGUUUCUCAUUACGAUGACGUUACAUUCUUCUCUUCUGAUACCUCGUUAUGCAGGGCAUAAAUUCAAUCUACCAUGACUUAGGCUAUGUUCAUACUAUAGCGGAUAGCCUUUCGUUCCAACAGGAAAAGCCACAGAACUUGUCACAGAACUGGUACAAGUCGUCCACACAUAUUGAACAUUGUGCCGGAGCAGUUGCCCGUGAGGGUUUGGUUCUAGAAAUCCCAAUCCUCACACCUGAAUAUUUGACUUCCGCGGCAGUGGUUUCAGUCCUUUUUGCCUACUCAUUCACUUUUAUUUCGGCCCGAAUACUUGUUCAUAUUGUACCAAAGUGUGGUACAGAACGUAUCCGAUAUAUGCCACGCUCCACUCUCGAGAUCUUCACGGCGCAGCUUCUGUAUGUUUCAGAAAUUGCUCGGACGUCACCAGAAGCCCUAGCUAUCCGAUGUUAUUCUCGUGCCGGCGCAAAAAGUAUCCGGUGUAGUGCGAACGUAACCUUAAGCCUUAGUCACCAAUGAUAACAUCCUCAGAUGGCAUUACUUUAUUACAAAAGGGACAUAGGCAACAAAUCUGGUGGGAGAACGCUUUUCGAAAGAAUUUUCUUCCUGGGGCAGAAACAGCUUGAUGAUAAUUACAACCAAAACAUAUUACGGUCGACUUGAUAAUAUUCUUAUCCAGCCUAUGAGAAUUAAUAGUAUUUUUCACUUGCAACGAAGGCACGUCUGAUAGCGACAGCGCACUUAACCCAAGCAGUCUCUUUUAACAUCCAUAUUGUACUAAAAGUGGCAACAAACCGGCUCCACAUUUUAUGAAAUUUAAUUCCAUUGUAUAUCUAGGCCGUGGGUUGUGAUCACUUGCUGAAUUCAAACAAGGUGAUUGACCGAUGCGGUGUGUGCGGUGGCAAAGCAGACUCGUGCAUUGAUGAAAAUGCACAUUUCAUAGAGCAGAUAUCCAGUAAGUUUAACUAGUGUGUAGGUAAUGGCGUAAUAAUGUUUUGUGUAUACAAUAUCACAAAAUGUUAAUAAUCAAUACUGGCUUUACAGUCAUAGAGAACCUCGCACGUUUGGCAAAUGCAGCGAAUAGCUGAUAAUGUAAGGGAAAAAGAUGCUCACGCGCAUGCUUUUAAAAUUAAAGAGCAACAACAACCGGCCCCCACCAAAAAACUUCUGUCUGAAAGCAAUCUCUUUGAAACAACUAUUGCUGUUAGCGAUAAAACGCCGCUUGUUAGUUCGUAAGUCAAGAAUAGAUUCUGACUUUGACUUUAGUGGGCUUUUUCAAUGCCGCCAAGAAAAAAUAUCAGUUGAUCUGUUCUAUAAUGACGAUAAGGAAGAUGAUAAAAAAAUUCAUUGAUUAAUUUUUGUGAUUAUGAUCGUUAAUUUAUUAUUAUUAUUUUUAACAGAUGCCGGGGAAUCAGCUUUAAUAAAGAAAUUACCACCAGGUACAACUUACGCCCACUUUCGGAAAAGGAGUGGAGCUACAGCUAAUGUAAUAGGUAAGAAUAAAAUCUUGAUCUAGGUCAAAAUAACAUUCCACUAGCUAUCAGAGGGUCGAGACAAAAUUUUAAUCGUUGAAGAACAGCGACCUCUUGCCGGCAAAUAUUACUGCAAGCAACGGACCUCAAUGCCAGUUUUAACAACAACAAUUGUUAUAGCUAGAAUUUUUUUUCGACAGCGUGCGCUUUGAUUGGUUUCUUCGAGGUCACAAGACACCUAACAAUGAAACUGUUUCCCGCCAAAAGCUGUGAGCGGGAAACAUUGCAAAAUCUAUGACGUCAGAGGGUAACAGUGCACUGUUACCCGCGAAUGUUACAAAGAGGUUUAAUGAAUUUCCAGCUUCAAAAUUUCCAGCUAAUAUAUAUAACAAAUCACUUAAAGACUGGUCCCCUGAGAAACAGUUAAUUUUGAUUCCCUCUAACCUCUUGAGAUUCUCGGGAAACAAAAUGAACUGUCUCCCAAGGGACCAGUGUUUGAUUUUGACCUCUUUCCCAGGACAAGCUACUGAUGUUUAUAAAAUGUAUAGUAACCAAGUUAGGCCAUAACUCGGAGACAAAAAAUUCAUCUCCCCCAAUAUAUCUGAAUCAACAUUUCCUUCUGUCACACCUUCUUUUCUCUCUUUCCUAAUUUUUUUUUUUUCGCGAUUUCUUCUCGCUGAUAACAGCCAAGCCUUACCAAGUCAUUAAUUGGUUGCUACACUCGCAUGCUGCGGGUGGCCUUGAAUGUUUCCUGGCAAAGCCACAUCUCCAAUGAAGCUCUUCAUGGAGAUUUGCAGCAAGUAGGAUGAGGCUCGCUGGGCAUUGUCAAAGACAUCCCUACCUCCCAGCACACAAACUCGUCCUUUGGGACCCAACCCACGGCCAUAAAAGUAGAGGACGACUAAAAUCAACUUUAGCUGAAUAGAUAUCUUAGAGGGAGACACUGAUCUAGACUCUAGUCAGGAGUUACAGGCACUGAGGCACGAUCGAAGAGUUUGGAAUAAUCUUGUCAAGGCUUGGCUGUGGCCGACUUAGUAGUAGUAAUAACAGAGAAUUUCUUGUCGAAUAUAGGUAUUCAGGAUGUGUAUGGGAACUACCUCAUCAACGUACCUGAUGUUUUUACUACAACGAUUACCUACGCUGGAGCUACAAUAUUCUACAAGCACACAAAAGCAAGAUACCAGGACAUCCUGGAGAUACGUGGACCGACCACAGAGACGCUGAAAGUUGUGGUAUUAUUCUAGCAAAAGCUCUAAUUGUAUUAUAAAUCAAGCAAUUGCAAGCACAUUUCCUAAUUUGGAGGAAUUGUACUCUUUUGGACUAGCUUUGCAAAAACUCUUCUUUUUUCAACAAGAUCAUAUGAAGACAUUUUUGCUGUCCUCUAGAGUAAACAUGUUAAUAAUCAAAUUUUAAUUUGUUUCUAGCUUCUUCGAGUACUUGAAGAAACUGAAGGUGUAGACUAUACGGUACAAAGACCGUUACAGCCUGGUGAAUCUGCCCCAGUUCUUAAUUAUACUUGGAGCAUUAUAAAUGACUGGUCCGUAUGUUCAGUAUCGUGUGCUGGAGGUAAAAAUUACCGGUUUUUUUUCUUAGUCACAUCUUGUGAGGAAAAUUUGGUGAUAUUAAAUUUGCUUAACCCAUUGGCUGUCGUACCGGCCAAAACCCAUGCCACCGUACAAGACCACACUACUUUCUCAAUCGCACGAACGUUGCCUUGAUUGUCGGUUGUGAGCAUUGCGUAGAAAGUCCUUCAAAUUUUGUUAUCCAAUAAACGCACUAAAUAUUCAGCGCUUUUUGCAAAAUAUCAUCUUUAGAAUUUGGACAAGAACAAAAAUGCUUCUUUUUGUUGCAGGUGUUCAAAAGCGUGAUGUGCGCUGCAUUCUAACUGAAGACGGUUCCACAGUAUCAGACGACGCUUGUGAACUUUUUACUAAGCCAGCAGCCACUCAAGAGUGCAACAAUCAAGCUUGCGAACCCAAGUAUUCUUACUUACUUAUUCUUAACUUAAAAGGAACAGCUAGAUUUCAAUAAUGAAAAGCACAAACAAAACUUUUCUGUUCAUAGAAUUAUACAAUAAUAGUUUGAGAACAAAAUUCCUCGACAAAAAAAAAGUUGUUUUUUAAAAAUGAAAAGAUGAUUACCUGUAAUGUAUGAAUAUCCGCACAUUACACUAUUGAGACUUAUGUCUUGUAAAUGGACAACAUCUUCUAUUCUUUUGCGUCGGGUUCAAUAACAACAUGCCUUUUCUUCCUUUUUAUUGACCAUGUUAAGUAACCAGUUUGUUGCAAAUCUGCUCUGCCGCAAUUAAUUGACAAUUGCAACUAGAAUAUUUGCAUCUUAACAUGUUAAUUCAACCUGAUUUCCUUUAUGUUACGAUGAAAUAAACGCCAAAACAGUAAGCAAUUUUUAAAAGUUUAUUCCAUUUAUUAUUUUUUUCUUCUUGUUCUUGUUCUUGUUCUUGUUCUUGUUCUUGUUCUUGUUCUUGUUCUUGUUCUUGUUCUUGUUCUUGUUCUUCUUGUUCUUCUUCUUCUUCUUCUUCUUGUUCUUGUUCUUCUUCUUGUUCUUCUUGUUCUUGUUCUUCUUCUUCUUCUUCUUGUUCUUCUUCUUCUUCUUUGUUCUUGUUCUUCUUCUUGUUCUUGUUCUUCUUCUUCUUCUUCUUCUUCUUCUUGUUCUUGUUCUUGUUCUUUUGUUUUUGUUCUUGUUGUUCUUGUUGUUGUUGUUGUUCUUCUUCUUCUUCUUUUUUUUUUUUUUUUUUUUUUUUUGGGGGGGGUACGUUGGGUAAAUCACACAUUAAGAUAGCUAGCAUUAAGUAUAACUACCAGACCUGUUCAUUCACAGAUGGCACACAACAGAGUGGACAUCUUGUUCAAAGACUUGCGGCUUAGGAACACGAACACGACGUGUCAUCUGCCAACAGCAAGUAUCAACCACGGCAACUGUCGAAGUGUCAGAGUCAACUUGUCUAGCACAGGAUAAGCCGGUUGUGGACCCUGACAGUGAAUCUUGUGCUGCGUGGCCUUGUCCUGCUGAUUGGAACGUUGCAUCAGAAUGGUCUUCGGUAAGAAGCUCCGACAAUCAGAGCAGACCGAUCUAUGUUGAGUCUGUUUAACAAGAUGAGAUUACUAUUGAGUUCUUCUUUCUCGUACAAUGUUUAUUGUCGUGUACAGGGUAUAUAAUUUUGACCCGUAAAUCUAUUUAAUAUGAAAUCGCCCGGUGAAGUAGAAAGUUUUCUGUGGAGCUAGAUUUUGAGUGUGUAUGAAAUUCCGAGGUGGGUUCAUUCAAAUGGGAGAUUCUAAUUGUGAUUCUUUUUCUAGUAAUAUUAAUGACUACACUGUACCGAACGAAGUUGUUCGCAAAAUUUUGCGUUAAAAACCAUUGCACGGUGGGUUUUUGGGUACGCCUUAUUCUGCUGUCUACUAUGGCCAUUGUAACAUAGUGGCAUAAUUUGCACGUUUUUGAAAACAAUAGGCAGAUAAUUCGUGAGUGUUAGGUCUAUUUCUAAGAACUUUUAAACUUGUCUAUCUAAUAACCGGAACUGAUGCGUAGGGCAUUGUUUUAUUCAUUAUGUUUUCUUAAGUGUUCAACUUCAUGUGGGCCCGGUGUUAUGACACGGAAAGUGGAGUGUCAAUUAACACAGGCAGAUGGAUCGAGUACAGUGAUUCCAAGUAUAGCAUGCGCAUACCGGUUGAAAAAGCCACUAUCUGAAAUAACGUGUCAUGAAAACAUAACAUGCAAUAAUGAAGGUGAGAAAGACAUUACUUAUUGGUUAACAAUUUACGUGUACAGGCCAGGUGCACAAAACAACCUUUCAAGCUGUUUGGUCCGGGUGAAGAAAGGAAAUAUUCGUCAGGGUAAAAAUGCUUUUCCCACUUUGAAUAUUGAUUUGAAAAUGAUGCGUACGUUGUCCAGCCCACAAAAGAAUGAAGUUCGAGACUCCCCACCGUUGAAAGUUUAAGAAAAGAAAAGUUAGAGGAGACAGCGUGGCCGAGUGGUCAGCGGGUUGGAUUCGCAAUCUGGCGGUCCCGGGUUCGAAUCCCGCUCCGGCCACUUGCUGGAUUUGUUCUCGGUCGUGCCGAGUUCAGUUCUUCGGCUAUACAGUUUAUAAAUAGCAAACUGGUUGCCUCCUCAGUGCCAGUUGGGGUUUUAAUCCUGUUACGUCGUAUUUGAAUUAUGUGUUUCUAAGUAUUUGAGUGGAGUGCCUGUAAACUAGCUGCAUAAAGAGAUUGUGCUCGGCAACUUUUGAACAACUUUUAGCGUUUUGAGCAACUCUUUGUAGUACCAGCAACCUACGGCAACUUUUGCCUUCCUUGGCAACUUUUGAGCAACAAAUUGAUAUAAAACCGAUCCAAACCAUAAAAGGUCGUUUCAUUUCGAAGGAUUUUAUUAAAACUGGUUUUAUCAAAACUGGUUUUAUUACAACUAAGAAUAUACAAUAAAAUGACAAUAAAAUAACACUUGCAUUACGCCCACGAAAUCUGGACAGCGGCUAUCUGUAUAUCUGUAAGAGUAUAUUGAUUACAACAUAGUAUUUAUAUUUGUCAUAUAACAAUGGCUCUUUUAAUGAUUGUAAGAAUAUUUAAUGAAAAUGUUUAAAUGGCAACAAACAAACAAACAAACACGUUUUGAGUAUUUAUCUAAAACAAAACGACUCUAGAGCAAGCAACUUUUCUAAAUUUUGGUAGCAACUUUUUGAUAUUUGAGCAACUUUAGAGCAACUUUUGGGUAUACUGUGAAGCAACUUUUCCUGAAUUUACUUGCACAAUCUAUUCAUGCCUACUGUCAACUAGCUGGAUAGGCUAAAUGCACUUUCCACUAUAAACAAACCUUUAAACCCUUUUUAAACCUUUUAAAAUCUCUCUUAUAAACAACUCAAGUAAAGCUCUUUUGGCGAAACUAUUGCAUACCUUUGUUUCCUUUUUUCAUAUGCGAUCGAUCGAAAAUCCGAAUUUGCUUUUCUAUAAACACUUGGGUAUAAUUGUCAACGCAUUGCUAAUAUUUUAUUUGAAUUACAAUAAAUAAGGUGAGAACCAGACGAGCUCUAUUUGCGAUCCAGUGGAUCCAUGUUUAAACGGUGGGACGUGUAAUGGGAACUCUGUGGAAAGACCAUGCCUUUGCCAACCUGGUUACACUGGUGCCUACUGCGAAGGUAAAUGUUAGGUUCCUUUCGAAUACAAAAGGUUUCUGGAAUUUCCUGCUAUAGGUGCAUAUUAGGGGGGGAAAGAGCAAAUUAAAUCCUUUGGCUUUUUGCAACUUUUUUUUACGUGCAUAAAUAAGAUUACGCUUUUGCUUAUAUAUUUCAUUGUGGCUUUAACUAAAAGAAUAAUAACGAUUUAGAGGUAGUUUAUCCACAAAGUGGUUAUUCGUCUACCAUUCCUGGUCGAAUUGGAAUUUGGAAAUGUUGGGUUUUGAGGUGAGGUAAAAACCGGGGUACCGAGAGAAAAACCUCAGUCUCGGAACAAGGGGGAGAACCAACAACAAACAACUUAAUCCACAUACGACGUCGACGCCGGGAUUUGAAUUAGGGCAACAUCGCCGGUGGGAGACUGGUGAUCUCACCAGUCCGCGCCACUCUGCCCUAGUAAUCAUACGCCCGAGAAACAAACAAAUGAAUUGCAAUCAAGAAAAAGGCGAUGUUAAGUGUUUUUCUAGCCAGGAUUUGUGGAAAUAGCAGUAAGCAGGCAAUAGUUUUUAAGGGACGUCCCAGCAAAAAUAAACAAGGUGAUAAAAAGAUUUACCUUUUAUAUCUGUUCUAUCUAGAAGUCUUCCAUCUUUACAUUAAUUCCUUUGACAGUGGCCAUAAACCCCUGUGACAAUUCUCCAUGUAAGAACAACGGAACGUGUAUUGCUGAGUCUCCUGUUGCUUACACAUGUCAAUGCGGAGAGUGGUUUUCUGGUCAUUUCUGCGAAGGUAAUUAAGUCCUGAAAUUCGCCUACAAUGUUUGUCUUUUUUACCAUGAUUGUACAUCACUAAGUUCAGUCUCUCAAUUCAAUCCGAUUUGUUAUUUUCAAUUAACAGAACAGAUAUAUGCAUGUGAUAGCAGUCCAUGCUAUAACGAAGGAAUUUGUAUAAAUGAUGACUUGGACGCAACAAAAUACUCCUGCCAAUGCCCACCAUGGAUUACUGGUGCUAACUGCGAAGGUAGGUCAGUCAAUACAGACAACAUACGUACAUGGGAGGUACUUCUAUUUCAUAGCUCUUUCGUCUUUUGUUAAAAUCUAUUGCACGCAUAACAAUUUUUAUACCUCGAUAAAAUACAUGUUUCGCUUUUUAUAACAAGCGGAAGCUACAUGUUUCUAAAUACUGAUUGGAAGUGUUUCAUACCACUCUUUUAAACACUUUUCAAGGCAGCGGUUACUUAUAACGAUAAGAUCAAUGCUAAAGUUCACUAGAACUCACGGUGUAAAGUUACUGUAAUUGCAAUACAGUUAAUAGUUCGAUUUGAGGCUAUAAGACAAAGGAAAUUAAACUUGAAAAAAUAGGUUUUUCCGAGACUGCACGGAUUUAGUUGUUGCCAUUUCACUAGUGAUUCUUACUGUUGAAGGUCACAAAGAACUUGAUAAAUUUAGUUGAUAGGAACAUUUUCAAUGACAAUUUCUCUUUUUCAUAUCUCACAGUGUUGUCAAGUGCAUGCGAAAGCCAACCAUGUCAAAAUGGCGGCUACUGCAGUAGUGACUUGACUGUAGAUCCUUCUCAAUACAAAUGUGGCUGUAGCGCCUGGUUCACUGGAAAACAUUGUGAAGGUACUUAAUGAAAUGACGACAACUAUAUAUAACAAUGUUAAUUAAAGCUAAUGAAGUUCACAAUAUUGUUUAUGGAAAACAUUAAAGAACACGUAGUAUAUUACUUCGAGAGGUCACCGCACCAUGCCACAGCGGCCAUUGAGCCCGCGCAAUAAGCCCUUUGCAGCUAGCCAUUCACGUAGUACAAAACCGCCACGCUGCUGGAGAGCACUGGGACAAGACAAACAAAAGACAUACAUAAUUUGAAAUGGUAAUUUUCCUUGUUUGUCCUGUCCCAGUGCGACUUUAGAUCUCCAGCACGGCGGUUUUAUACCACGUAAAUGGCUAGCUGCAUGGGCCUAUUUAGGCUAGACGUGUGGAGUUACUUUUGUGCAGAGAGAAAUCAGUUUUAGAAGAGUAUAAGUGAGAGAACGACCUUAAUAUAUUUUCAUGUUCUCGAUCACCUUUUGAACGAACAGGUAGAUACUGACAUGUUAUCGUGUACUUAAAUCUUUUAGCAGUGAAACAAUGGUACGUUGACUUUCAUUAUCAGGAAGUGUUUUUUAUGUUUUCGUUUUUUUUUUUAAUGUAAGGGUUGUUGCAAAAAAAUGAAAGAAUAAAAUUUUACUAAUCUUAGAAAAUCUUGUUUGUUUGUUUGUUUGUUUGUUUUUUUUUUCGGCGCAGUUCAAAUAUAUCCAUGUGACAGCAAACCUUGCUUGAAUAAUGGCACCUGUAGUAACGAUCCUCAAGAUAUUUCAAAAUACCACUGCGCAUGCCCAAAGUGGAUUGUGGGUGACAAAUGCCAAGGUAACGGAGCAAGAAAAUUCUCACUGACAUCUAAUAACUCAUCACAAUUUUCCCUCAAUUCAUUCAAGUGUACUAUUGAGUUAGGAAUGAACUGGGAGAAUUGUAAAGGACUGAAAGAAACCGUUCUUAGCUAUAUUUAGACAAGGAUACCUUCAAUUAUAUGAUUCCAUAUUUGAGCAAAAAAAUCCGUGCUUCUGGCCGGACGGCUAACAUGGUUCUAAACACUAUAUUGGGAAAUUAGACGCUUCAGGGUUAUGUGCUUCUGAUUAGAAAAGAAUACCGACGUCAAAGUUAAAAAGGCAUACAUUUUUACACUCUGAGCGAAAUUUGAAUGUUGUAUUCCCCACUAACUUAGCAAAGCGUUCAUUUGUACUUCAACAGUAACACAAACAAUCUGUGACGUUGCAAAUCCGUGUGGGAAUGGAGGCAAUUGUAGCAGCACUUUCAGUAGUCCCGAGGAGUACUCUUGCAGUUGUGGUGACUGGUUUACUGGAAAGAACUGUGAAGGUGAUUGGUUGAAUGGUUUGCGGACCGGCGGUUAAGGCGGUACGACUGGAUUUUUAGGGGGCCAAAUAACCUUAAAAUUCAGGAUUUACCACGACUCCAGUAGCAAAGAUAGCGAAACACUUUCACCAGGGCUGCUUUAGAUAAGAUAAAAAAAGUGCUGCAAUUGCUGUGGCUAAGGUGUUAUAUUAACGAUGGCAACGUUUUGAAGCCAUUAAUUCUUUUACUUUCUCUGGAAUCGACACUUACUACCCGGGAGGUUUCUUCUCAAAUGACUGUAGUUUGUGUUGUAGCUGCUUCGAUUGUCGUUAAGCUUCGAAUACAUUCUGUUUGAAAGAUUGAGUUAUCGAGAUAGAUUGGAACUUGAGCGUUACAAAUACAUUAACAACUAAGUAAUCGUGGUCAUUAGCUAAUAAUUAUUAAAUAAUGCGAAAAGAAUCUCUUACGGACUACCUCUACAGCUUAUCCUCUACUAAGCCCGAAAUAAACUACUAUUAAUGCAACAAUUCACACAAUUUCAAGUAGCGAUAAUUUCAUUUGUUUGAAAAAUAACUACAUUGUUUGUCCUUUGCCUUUUCAGAUAGGAUAUUUCCGUGUGGUAGCAUGCCUUGUGUCAACAAUGCGACAUGUAGUAACGAUGAACACGACGUUUCGUUAUAUCACUGCCAAUGUUCACAUGGUUUCAGUGGUAAAAACUGCCAAGGUAAUGAGUCUUUACAAGGUUAUUAAUGACGUUAACCAUGUAACCACGACAGCAACGGCAACAGGAACCGGUCAAAAAGCAAUGCGUUAGAUGAGUAAAACAACUGCCACCUGGAACUGAAUCUUCAUCAAACUUUUCGAUUCAUUCAUUUGCAGUCGCUGUACGACUUCAACUACAAGUGCCCCCCUCCCCCCCCGGAGUUAAAAUACUCGCGAAAAAGUUUUUAAAGAAUGCCAUUAUCUACUUAAACAGUGAUUUUCUCGCUGCCGUUGCCAUCAUGGUUGCUUAAAUAUACUGUCUAUUUAUAUUUUGCGCUCAAAAUACGACUUAAUAUUUCGAAAAGGGCCUGAGCUUUCCCAAUCUAUUCCCCCUCCUCAUUCUUUCAUUUUUUUUAUCGAAUUCUCUCCAUGACUGAUUCUAAGUUCAUACUUUCAUAUUUAUUUGCCAAUAAUUUCUGUCUGCAAGUGCGGCUGCAACUAAAGGUAGAUAGAAUAAGGAUUACUCAGCGUAUGGAUCGAGUUGCCGCAAAGAUAUACAAUAUAACUAUAUUCACAGCAGCUGCACGGUUGCAUAUUAAACCCUCCGUCUUUAUAUAAUAACCGCUUAUUGUGGUUGUCAUAGAACGGGAUUCCAUCAAAGUAUUUCGAAAUACGAACAAUAAAAUUAUAGAAAAGAAGUCGCUUUACGUUUUGUUUCCUUACAGUGCCGUCAUUCAGCAAGAUCGCUUGCUUCAAUACAGUGAGCGGUUAUCUGACAGAUGUGCUUGGCGACUUUAGAGUCCCGGUUCAACAAAACAGAUUCAAGGAAGUGAUUAGUUUUUGUUCUGAGCUAGCGUUUGACAAAGGCUACAGGUUAUUUGCCUUGGGAUAUAAUGGGCGAUGUCGGUCAGGACCAAACGCAGUAGAUGAGUACCAUGCCAAGAGUUCCGUGAAUGACGCAAACUGUCCAAAUGGAAUAGGCAUUGAUAAGCGCAUUGUUAUCUACACGUUUGGUAAGUUCAAGUAAAACUGCUGAAAAUUUUAGACUUCGGGCAAAACAGCUGGACUAGUUAAAUCACAUGAUAUUGUUUUGUUUGCAAAUUGGACGCGCAUAAUAGAGCACAUAGUCAUGCCACGGAAUGUCUCACUUUUGUUUCUUGAGAGGUGUCCUAAAAUCAAAUGGCGCCGGGUGCUAAAGUUAAAUGCUAAUGGUAUUACCAUUAUCUGCGCAGGGAAAAGAGCUAGAAUGAAGGAAACUUUGCUUUCCACAUUUUUCUCAUGACGGAGCCAAAUAUCACUUCUGAUCAGUAAACUCCAUUCAACUGUAUUUCUAACACUCACCGAAUAAAAUUCGCACUUUGUCUUGUCUACGGACGGAGGUGCUCUUGAUCAUGAAACCCAAUCAAAGAAAAAUAUGAAUUAGUUUAUUUCGACUUAAACACUUGAAUAGCUAUUGGUGACUUUCAGCCACGUCAUAGAGCGAAAUUGUUCCAGCUGAGGGAAACGCUUUGUUCUUGUCCACUAGGUAGCAUUACUUCCCGCCGAAACGCCAGCUGCAAACCAGCAAUAACAUAAUUUAAAUUAAAAGGCCUUCUUUUCAGACAUAUAAUUUCCUUCCCAUUUUAGAGAAGAUUCCACAGUUAGUUCCCUUGGGCUGUUAUAAAGAGAAGAAGAAGAAUCGGUUGCUUAACAUCAUGUUUGGUGAUUUUAGAAACUCGCAUAAUGAUUCAGAUCCUUAUGCGUCAGUCGUGAAAUGUGCGCACCUCGCACGUGACAUGGACUACGAGUACUUUGCUGUGCAGAACUUUGCCACCUGCCGAACAGCUGUGAACAUAGUAAACAACUAUUACGCAUACGGAGAAGCACCGCCAGAAAAUUGCGUUGGAGGAGUUGGGGCAAAGCUGACAAAUUUUGUGUAUCGUGCCACUAUGGUUGGAGAUAGUCUGCAGACGUCUUCUGUGAGACAGCUAUAA
This is a messenger RNA of Porites lobata, 24047 nucleotides long. NCBI's taxonomy places the organism in Eukaryota, Metazoa, Cnidaria, Anthozoa, Scleractinia, Poritidae. The record is from the annotation of a GenBank genome assembly.